Molecule: messenger RNA, 1850 nt
Organism: Micropterus salmoides (largemouth bass)
Lineage: Eukaryota; Metazoa; Chordata; Actinopteri; Centrarchiformes; Centrarchidae
Product: multidrug resistance-associated protein 1-like
Exons: 10
Coding region: 1-1713 (570 amino acids)
Biological process (GO): transmembrane transport
Cellular component (GO): membrane
Molecular function (GO): ATP hydrolysis activity; ATP binding; ABC-type transporter activity
Source: RefSeq, a predicted model, not a curated record
AUGUAUAGAGAGUACUUCAGGACCGUCGGGUUGACCUUCAUUAUGACCAUCAUCUUCUUCUGUGCCUUCCAGCAGGCCGCCUCGUUGGCCUACAGCUAUUGGCUGAGCCUGUGGGCCGAUGACCCGCCCGUCAAUGGCACGCAGAGCGACCACGAGCUGAAGCUGAGCGUGUUUGCAGCUCUGGGCUUCACGCAGGGGAUGGCCAUGUUCGGGACGACCCUUGCCAUCGCUCUGGGAGGUAUUGUAGCAUCGCGUCACCUUCACGCCGAUCUCCUCCACAGUGUCCUGCACUCAACCAUGACCUUCUUUGAGGUCACGCCCAGCGGAAACCUUCUGAAUCGCUUCUCCAAAGAGAUCGAUGCAAUCGACUGCAUGAUUCCUGAUGGGCUAAAGAUGAUGCUGGGCUACCUGUUCAAGCUGCUGGAGAUCUGCAUCAUUUUGUUGCUGGCCACACCCUUCACAGGGCUGGUGCUCCUCCCCCUCACCUGUGUUUACGGCUUCAUACAGAGUUUCUAUGUGGCUGCGUCGUGUCAGCUGCGACGGCUGGAGGCGGUGAGUCGCUCGCCUAUCUACAGCCAUUUUAAUGAGACGGUGCAGGGCGCCAGCGUCAUCCGAGCCUUCUGUGAACAGCGACACUUCAUCCUGCAGGCCAACCGCCGCAUUGACAACAAUCAGGAAGCUUAUUUCCCUCGCUUCGUCGCCACCAGAUGGCUGGCAGUGAACCUGGAGUUUUUGGGGAAUCUGUUGGUUUUGGCUGCAGCCGUCCUCUGUGUGCGAGGUCGGGGUGAACUCAGCCCGGGCAUCGUGGGAUUGGCAUUGUCACAGUCUCUCCAGGUGACGGGAAUCCUGAGCUGGAUUGUUCGAUCCUGGACUGAUGUGGAGAACAACAUUGUGUCGGUGGAGAGAGUCAAAGAGUACGACAGCACUCCUAAAGAGGCAGCGUGGACCCUCGAGGGCAGCUGGUUGCCGGCAGCCUGGCCGACCACAGGAAACAUCCAGUUUGAAGACUACGGACUGCAGUACCGUAAAGGUCUGGACUGGGCUUUAAACCACAUCUGCAUCAACAUCCAGGACAGAGAAAAGGUGGGGAUCGUUGGAAGGACGGGAGCUGGGAAGUCCUCUCUGGCUCUGGGGAUCUUCCGGAUUCUGGAGGCAGCGAAGGGACGGAUCUUUAUUGACGGGAUCGACAUCGCUCAGAUCGGCCUGCAUGAUCUCCGCUCCAGGAUCACCAUCAUUCCUCAGGACCCGGUGCUGUUUUCUGGUUCUCUGAGGUUGAACCUGGACCCCUUUGAAACCCGCUCAGAUGAGGAUCUAUGGAAAGCUCUGGAACUGGCUCAUCUCAGCAGCUUCGUAUCUGCACUACCACAGAAACUGAACCAUCAGUGCUGUGAAGGAGGAGAGAACCUCAGCCUUGGCCAGCGGCAGUUGCUGUGUUUGGCCAGAGCUCUACUGAGGAAGACCAGGAUCCUAGUUUUAGAUGAAGCCACAGCAGCUGUGGACCUGAAGACAGACCAGCUGGUCCAGUCCACUAUACGCUCUCAGUUUGAUGACUGUACAGUCCUAACCAUCGCUCACCGCCUCAACACCAUCAUGGACUACACCAGGAUCAUUGUGAUGGACCAAGGCUUCGUUGCAGAGAUGGACUCCCCCUCUCAGCUUCUCUGUAUGCAGGGCCACUUCUACCAGAUGUGCGUCGAGGCUGGAUUGGCCUGAUGUACAAAGAUCAUGUCUAUUCCUGAAACCUUCACUCUCUUCUUCUGUGCUUUGUUUUAGACGUCAGUACAGUCAGUACUGAAUCUUUUUAAUUCUUCUGAUAUGUUUCGUUACAAUAAAAGCAGGUGUGUGCAAGU